GACUCUGCAAUUCCCCGGUCGGAGAGGCGGCGGAGGCGGUUUUAGGGAGGUUUUAGGGCUGCCGCAGCAGCAGCAGAAGGGGAGCGAAAAUGGCAGCUUCCGUCGCCGGAAGAUCCGCAUUCCUCCGCGCCAUCUCGAGGGCAACGGCGAGGACUCCGACCAGCUCCACGCCCAGAGGAACGGCCGCCGCGUCGCCCCGCCCUCCGAUCCGUCCCCAUUUUGGACUUCCUCGGACUCCGAUUUCGCCUCCUCCUCCUCCUCCUCCUCCGUCGUUCAGGUUGGUGCGGCGGGAGCUGAGUUCCCUCCUCCCCGUCCACAGCGCCGUUGCUUCUGCUCGCCUCGUGUCGAAGCUCCCCAGCGAAGUCAACUCUUCCUUCGAAGGGAGGUUCGCGAAUUAUCUGAGUCCCAUCUGAAGUUGGUGCCUACGCAAAGCAUAGAGAAUGGCUCUCGCUUCGUCGGAGCUGCUGGAUGAUUCAUUCGGCGGCAGGAAUAGGCUUCCCGAGAUUUUAUCUGUUCAAUCGACCAUACUUUCGGAUUAGAGUGAUUUUUUUUUUCUUCUGUAGUAUUCUGUAUGUUGAAUUUCGUUCUAUUUCGGAGAGGGCAUGGGGGGUCGGAAUUUGUUUUUCCCAAAUAAAUGCCAGAUGAGUUACGCAAGUCUACUGCGAGAAUCAAUGGGCAGUACGCGUUAUAAUUGGUUAUUGAAUUAAGCCUUCUAUCACCACAGUGAAGCGAUGCUACUUUGCUUUGGACCUGAAUUGCUGAGUACUGCUUGAAAUAGCAGGUGCCUUGAUGCAUCACAUUGUAUCUGUGCUUCUUUGUUGCUGUAAAGAGAUAAAUUGCAUAUCCAAUAUGAAGAAUUCAUGACA
This is a messenger RNA of Eucalyptus grandis, 866 nucleotides long. RefSeq names its product formin-like protein 8. The record is from RefSeq and is a predicted model, not a curated record. Lineage: Eukaryota; Viridiplantae; Streptophyta; Magnoliopsida; Myrtales; Myrtaceae. The coding region runs from base 90 to 413 and encodes 107 amino acids. The transcript is spliced from 3 exons.